AAGCUGGUCUAAGCUAUGCUGAGCUAUGCUUAUGCUUUCAGUUACUUUCAAUGCUUGUCAAUGCUUUCAAUGAAUCCGGCUGAAUCUAGCUAAGUCAACACGUGCACUUUGUCGAACAUAGUAAUGUAAAAUAAUCGAACAACGUGGAUUAUAUUACAAAUUUUAAUUAUUUGUGCAUUUACUGCAUUGUGUGCGCCAACAGAGUACUCGCUGUACUUUAUCUUGUUCUACUUUCUAUGAGCAAUUUAAGAAUAUCUAGCUGUCUCUCGGUGUAAGCAAAGAAAUUCCACUUAAUUGUGUAUAGACGAUGGCGGGAAGAAAAGAACAGUUCGAUGAAUUUCUGGGUGGAUCCGAGCAGUUACCACCAGAAAUUCAUAUUAUGAAGCUUGUCUCCGCGAGAGCAAGCGAAAUUGCUGCAAUGACGUAUUCUAUAGAAAAUCCUCAGCAAACGAAACUCGUAUUUCAAAAACUACCGGUGUAUAUGCGUAGGCGCGUCAUGUCGCACAACAUGAAACGCUUACCGCGUCGAUUGCAAGAAGCGCAUUUAAGUCAAAUGACCAAAUCCGGUUUGCCGCCAAAAGCUAAAAGACCAUCGCGCAAAUAUCGCAGACGUCCGCGCAAUUUACUUGCCGAAUAUAAUCGGAGACAAAGGAAUAAAAUUUGGCUGGAGACUCACAUUUGGCACGCCAAACGUUUUCAUAUGGUAGAAAAGUGGGGCUACAGAAUAGCCAGUUUUGCAAAUGACAAAUGCUUCAGAGCCAAUUAUCGUGCCGUUGCACGUCACUGCUUGAUGCAAGACAUUUCAUAUUACACGUGCGUGGAAAUUAGCGGCCCGGAACAAGUCCUAAAAGAGACACUAAAAACGCAUUGUAAUCCAUGUGAAACAACAUUCGCGGCAAAGAUUUUUACAACAGGACAACGCGAGGGUACAGUCAUGUUUUUUAAGAAGAAUAGCUACCCUCGAUUUCCGAUUGGACAUGUACAUUUUUUAUGGAGACCCAGUCAAUCUACUAUAAAAACUAUUUGGAUUUGGGUACAUCCAUCUUUCAUUGACGACUUUAUCGCGGAAAUUACAUUUAGCUUUGAAUUCAAGUGCAUAAAUUCCACCUCUGAGAAUAGUCAAUCGGCAAAAUGUACCUCUUUUAUCAAUGAAAGAGAUUGUAAAUUGAUUAUUCAUAGGGGUACCCUUAACCGGUUUCGGUUUUAUGGACCAUUAACAAUGAACGUUUUGACGAAUGCUUUUCACGUGCCGAAUUUCGACGCCACAAAAUUUGAAGAUAAUCAAAUGGAUUGCGAUGAGGAAGCUAAAAAUUCUGAUAAAUUGUGGCAUGUUGACUAUUACAAUAAUCAAGAACAUAGAGAAUCGUUAAAAGUACAAAAAAAUUUAUGGCAAAUGUUAAAAUCGCUACAAUCCCCUAGUCAAUUGCCGCCAAAUAUUGUUCUUGGUUUUACCGUCUUAGAUCCAAGAUUUUAUUUACCUGAUAAAAGAACUAAACUCCAAAGACAGAUGCGGACAAUUAAUGCAAUGCCAAUUCCACCUGCAAACGCAAAUGCUAGUCCAAUUUGGGAACAGGAGAUUAGACAGAAAGUCAGUAGGAUAUGUGCAACGACAAGUGCAAUUAAUAAAUUGAGAAGUCAAUGUUUGGUACCUGGUACGAGCAAUGACAAAUAUUUUGACGAACAAAUUAUGGCGAAGAUCCCUAUUCUAUUGAUUCAAAGACCUGGCAUUGGAACGACAGGUUUAGGUUCUGGAGUAGACAUUAUUGUGCCAUCCAACUGGGCAAUGCCAUUCUGGCUAGCUUGCAUACUUCGAUGCGUAAGAAUUGGCGCGCUCAGAGAAUCAACAUCUAUAGCAUUUGAAUACCAAAAUAUGCGAUCACCGGAUAUCAAUGAUCCAGACACACCUGCUUACGAGAGGCAAGCAUUGAGUACUAGGCUAGACUUAAGGGCAAAAUAUUUUCGUUAUCCACCGAAUAGACGAGUGAACUUUGUUAAAUUCGGGAUUUCUAGCCCUUUCUUUUGCGAAUGGAAACUUUUGAUGAAAGAAUGGACAGGCACAGAAGAAUUUUCCGUACUGAGAAAUCGUAAAUUAAUACAACUGUUACAUCGAAGUUUGACUCAAGGAGUUUAUAAACGGAAAUGCAAUAAAUCAAGUAGCCAUGCGUUAAAUAUACAAGACGCAUUCGAAGACUACAAUUAUUUAGUUCGCGUUAAAGUAUCCAUUCUGAAAAAGGGAUGCCCUAAACGAUUUGCGAUUAUAUCUAUGCCAACUGAUGAAGAUGUAGAAAAAUUUAAGAAUAGUAAAACGUGGUCGGGUCCAGUAGAGAAAUUAAACAUUGACCCAAAUGAAAGCGCCAGGAAGAUAUUACGGAAAAAUCAUUCGGCUCUUUUGAAACGGUUAAAGAGACAAAGAAUACGAUACAAAAAAGCAUCAACUAGUAAAUUAAGUGAAUUGUUGAACGGUCAACUUGAAAGCUCCAACUAUGUCGACAAGUCAAAAAAAUUGUUACAAGUAAGCCGCGAAGCUGUAAAUAAACAAUCUCAACGAAUGUCAGAGUUCUAUUUACCAGACUGUAAUCGGGUACGAUUUUCCUGUGAUAGAGAAAUUAUAGGAUACGUGACAAUAGGUGAUUUUUCGUUUUCAGAGGCAAAAGGGAUAGGUUCAGGAUAUGUAACAUUAAAUUCCUUAAUUGAAUUGAUAAAUAAACAGUAUCCUAUUGUUCUAGUUAGGAAUAUUCAGACAAGACAGUACAGAAUUGCCAAGUUGGAAGUGACAAUUUAGCAAAUAAGAAUAGUUUUAUUGCUAUCUGUGAUUGUUAAAUCGUUUCCAAAUACAUUUUCUUUGUGUAUAUUGUAAAACUGAGUUUGCAAAGAAAGAUUUUAGAAAUAAGAGAUUAGGAACUAAUUUUUUAAUAUUAAA
Molecule: messenger RNA, 2920 nt
Organism: Ceratina calcarata
Lineage: Eukaryota; Metazoa; Arthropoda; Insecta; Hymenoptera; Apidae
Gene: Pop1
Product: POP1 ribonuclease P/MRP subunit
Exons: 3
Coding region: 308-2782 (824 amino acids)
Biological process (GO): tRNA 5'-leader removal
Cellular component (GO): ribonuclease MRP complex; nucleolar ribonuclease P complex
Source: RefSeq, a predicted model, not a curated record